GAGUUAUAUAUACGGCAGAUGUCCUAGAUCGAGAGACAACCCAGUCUUACUGGCUAACUGUGUACGCAACAGACCGAGGUGUCGUCCCUCUUUACACCACCAUUGAAGUCUACAUAGAAGUCGAAGAUGUGAAUGACAAUGCCCCGUUAACUUCGGAACCCAUUUACUACCCAUCAGUUUUGGAAAACUCACCCAAGGAUGUAUCGGUUAUCCAGAUCCAGGCUCAGGAUCCCGACGCCAGCACAAAUGAGAAGAUGAGCUAUCGGAUUACCAGUGGAAAUCCCCAGAAUUUCUUCAUCAUCAAUCCGAAAACAGGUCUCAUAACCACGACGUCAAGAAAAUUGGAUCGAGAACAGCAGGCAGAACAUUUUCUUGAGGUCACAGUCACAGAUGGAGGCGUCUCCCCCCGGCAGUCCACAGUCUGGCUGGUCGUUCAGGUUCUGGAUGAAAAUGACAACAAGCCCCAGUUCCCCGAGAAAGUAUAUCAGAUCAAGUUGCCCGAAAGAGACAGGAAAAAAAGAGGGGAGCCCAUCUACCGAGCCUUUGCCUUUGACAAGGACGAUGGUCCUAAUGCAGAAAUCUCCUACAGCAUAGUGGAUGGAAAUGACGAUGGGAAGUUUUUCAUUGACCCAAAGACCGGAAUGGUAUCUUCCAGGAAGCAGUUCACGGCUGGGAGCUACGAUAUAUUAACCAUAAAAGCAGUUGACAAUGGCCGGCCGCAGAAGUCUUCAACCGCACGACUGCACAUUGAGUGGAUUAAGAAACCGCCACCGUCUCCGAUCCCACUGACUUUUGACGAGCCCUUCUACAACUUCACCGUCAUGGAAAGCGACAGAGUGACAGAAAUCGUUGGCGUGGUCUCGGUGCAGCCAGCCAACAUCCCUCUGUGGUUUGACAUCGUCGGUGGCAAGCAUGCACGAGAGAUGUUCUAUAUCCUACAGACAGCUUGUGGGCAGAACUGUUCAACAGAAGGCGGGAACUUUGAUAGCUCUUUUGACGCGGAUAAAGGCGUCGGGACCAUUGUCAUCGCCAAGCCAUUGGAUGCGGAGCAGAGAUCAGUAUACAACAUGACUGUGGAGGUCACCGAUGGAACAAAUGUGGCAAGCACUCAGGUGCUGAUAAAAGUGUUGGACAAUAACGAUAAUGGUCCAGAAUUUUCCCAUCCGAGUUACGAUGUAACGAUUUCCGAAGACAUCCUCCCGGAUACCGAGAUACUGCAAGUGGAAGCCAUUGACAGAGACGAGAAACAUAAGCUCAGCUACAUCAUCCACAGCAGCAUCGACUCAGUCAGCAUGAGGAAGUUUAGAAUGGAUCCCAAUACAGGAGUGCUGUACACUGCCGAGCGUUUAGACCACGAAGCUCAAGAUAAGCACAUCCUGAAUGUAAUGGUUCGUGACCAGGAGUUUCCUUAUCGCCGGAACUUGGCCAGGGUCCUUGUCAACGUGGAGGAUUCCAAUGAUCACAGCCCCUACUUUACCAGCCCUUUGUACGAAGCCUCCGUGUUUGAGUCAGCGGCCAUUGGGUCUGCAGUUUUACAGGUCACGGCACUGGACAAAGAUAAAGGAGAAAACGCAGAACUGAUCUACUCAAUAGAAUCAGGGAACACUGGAAAUACGUUCAAGAUUGAACCAGUUCUUGGCAUCAUCACAGUGCUGAAGGAACCAGAUCUGACCACGAUGGGCCAAUUUGUUCUAUCAGUCAAAGUGACUGACCAGGGUUCCCCACCGCUGUCAGCCACAGCAAUAGUCCGCAUAUCUGUAACCAUGUCAGACAACUCUCACCCCAAAUUCAUGCACAAGGAAUGGCAAGCUGAAGUGAAUGAAAAUGUUGACUAUGGAACUUCAGUCAUCAUGGUCUCUGCAAUCAGCCAGUCCACACUAGUUUAUGAGGUCAAGGACGGUAACAUCGAUGGAGCCUUUGUGAUAAACCCUUACUCGGGAGUCAUCACUACUCAAAAGCCACUUGAUUAUGAGCGCAUGUCUUCUUACCAGCUCACCGUGCAAGCCAUGAACAUGGCGGGAAUGGCAUCAAAUGUCACUGUGAACAUCCAGGUUGUCGAUGAAAAUGACAACCCUCCUGUCUUUCUCUCCUCGCAGUAUAUGGGCACCAUCAGUGAAGCUGCUCCAGUAAACAGCAUCGUCCGGAGUUUAGGAAAUAAUCCCCUUGUGAUACGAGCCACAGAUGCUGACAGCAAUCAGAAUGCCUUGCUUGUUUACCAGAUUGUUGAGUCCACUGCUAAGAAGUAUUUCACGGUAGACUCCAGCACAGGUGCCAUUAGGACCAUUGCUGACUUAGAUCAUGAAACUAUCGCUCAUUUCCAUUUUCACGUUCACGUUCGAGACAGUGGCAGCCCACAGCUCACUGCUGAAAGUCCAGUUGAGGUUACUAUUGAUGUAACAGAUGUCAAUGAUAACCCUCCAGUUUUCAGUCAGGCUAUGUUUGAGACCGUCUUACUUCUACCAACUUACAUUGGGGUUGAGGUUCUCAAAGUCAAGGCUGCCGACCCAGAUUCAGAAGUCCCUCCUGAAAUGACUUAUAGCCUGAUUGAAGGUAACAUGGAACACUUUGUAAUUGAUUCUACUUCCGGGGUACUGACUAUAAAAAACAAUAGCCUUUCCAAAGACCAUUAUAUGCUCAUAGCAAAAGUGUCUGAUGGGAAGUUCUACAGUACUACUGUAGUGACCAUAAUGGUCAAAGAAGCCAUGGACAGUGGACUCCACUUUACCCAAAGCCUUUAUUCCACAUCCAUCUCAGAAAACAGCACCAAUAUCACACAAGUAGCAGUGGUCAAUGCUGUUGGAAACCGCCUUAAUGAGCCCUUGAAGUAUAGCAUAUUAAACCCAGGGAACAAAUUCAAGAUCAAACCCACCUUGGGUGUCAUUCAAACUACCGGCAUCCCAUUUGACAGAGAAGAACAGGAAUUAUAUGAGCUGGUAGUAGAGGCUAGCCGUGAACUGGACCACCUACGGGUUGCCAGGGUGGUUGUCAGAGUUCACAUUGAAGACAUCAAUGACAAUGCCCCUGUGUUUAUAGGGCUUCCAUAUUAUGCUGCCGUACAAGUUGAGGCUGAUCCAGGGACCCUGAUAUACCGAGUGACGGCCAUUGAUAAAGAUAAGGGUGCAAACGGUGAUGUAUCUUACCUGCUGAAGGAGGACUAUGGGCACUUUGAAAUCGACAGGCGUACUGGCAGUGUCACCUUAAAAGCAGCCUUUAACUCUGACUUAUCUAACAUAGAGUAUUUAAUUAUCGUCAUUGCUAAAGAUGGAGGCAAUCCAUCACUGUCUGCUUCUGUAGAAUUGCCUAUUACAAUAGUUAACAAAGCGAUGCCUGUUUUUGACAAGCCCUUCUAUACAGCCUCUGUAAAUGAAGACAUAGAAAUGCAUACCCCAGUCCUAAGCAUCAAUGCCACCAGCCCAGAAGGCCAAGGGAUCAUUUAUAUCAUUGUCGACGGAGAUCCCUAUAAUCAGUUCAACAUUGAUUUUGAUACCGGAGUCCUCAGCGUCAUUAGCCCAUUAGAUUAUGAAGUCAACCCUAUUUUCAAGCUCACGGUGAGAGCCAGCGAUGCCCUCACUGGUGCCCGAGCUGAGGUCACAGUGGACUUAAUUAUUAAUGAUGUCAAUGACAACGCUCCCAUCUUUGACCACUUUGCAUAUAAUGCCACCUUGACGGAAGCUUCUUUGAUCGGCACUCCCGUCCUGCAUGUUGUUGCCACGGAUGCAGAUUCUGAGAAUAACAAAAUCAUUCAAUAUCAAAUAGUUCAGGACACUUUCAACAGCACAGAUUAUUUUCACAUAGAUGGCACAAGUGGGCUGAUCCUAACAGCCCGCUUACUGGACCACGAAGUGAUGCAGCAAUGCAGUUUGAAAGUCAGGGCAACGGAUAAUGGAUUCCCACCCCUGAGCAGUGAAGUUUUAGUCAGCAUUUUUGUGACUGACAUGAAUGACAACCCUCCAGUUUUCAACCAGUUGAUAUAUGAAUCAUAUGUCAGUGAGCUAGCUCCGCGGGGUCAUUUUGUGACUUGCGUCCAAGCCUCUGACGCAGACAGCUCUGAUUUUGACCGAUUGGAGUACAGUAUCUUGUCUGGAAAUGACCGUACAAGUUUUGUAAUGGACAGUAAGAGUGGAGUGAUCACCCUCUCUAACCAUCGGAAGCAGAGAAUGGAAACUAUGUACAGUUUGAAUGUCUCCGUCUCUGAUGGUUUGUUCACAAGCACAGCCCAGGUUCAUAUCUACAUUCUCGGAGCUAAUUUAUACAGUCCUGUCUUCACGCAGAGUAUUUAUGUGGCAGAGGUUCGAGAAAAUGCACCCCCUGGAACCAAAGUAAUCCACGUAAAAGCAACUGAUGGAGAUUCAGGCAUAUAUGGGCAAAUAAGCUACUCAAUUAUGAAUGAUUUUGCCAAGGAUCGCUUUUUAAUUGAUAACAACGGACAGAUUAUCACCACUGAGAAACUUGAUCGGGAGAUCCCUUUAGAAGGCGAUAUCACCAUAUCGUUGAGAGUCCUCGAUGGUGGUGGGAGAGUGACCUUCUGUACUGUGCAUGUCAUUGUGGUGGAUGAGAACGACAAUGCCCCCCAGUUUAUGACAGUGGAAUACAGGGCAAGUGUCAAAGCAGACGUUGGGCGAGGUCACCUGGUCACUCAAGUGCAAGCGGUCGACUUAGAUGAUGGUGCAAAUGCACGGAUUGCCUAUUCAUUAUACAGUGAAGCCUCAGUUUCCGUCGCAGAUCUGCUGGAAAUUGAUCCAGACAACGGGUGGAUGGUCACCAAGGGGAAUUUUAACCAGCUAAAAAACACAGUGCUCUCCUUCUUUGUCAAAGCUGUUGAUGGGGGCAUUCCUGUAAGGCAUUCCCUUAUCCCUGUGUACAUCCAUGUGUUACCUCCCGAAACUAUCUUGCCUUCGUUUUCCCAGCCGCAAUAUUCCUUCACAGUGUCAGAAGACACACUGAUAGGCAGUACUAUUGAUGUUCUGCAUGUUUUGCCUAAUGAAGGUGCCACCUAUAGUACAGUGAAUGGUGAACUGACGGAAAACAAUAAGGACGGUGUUUUCCUUAUAGAGCGAGAUACGGGUGUCAUAAAACUAGACAAGAGACUUGAUCAUGAAGCAACUCCUGUCUUCCACUUCAAAGUUGCAGCAACUAUACAGCUGGGUAAAGUGGACGUAGUGUUAACCGUGGAUGUGGACAUUAAAAUUUUGGACAUCAAUGACAACAAGCCUGUGUUUGACACAGCCAGCUACGAGGCCAUCAUAAUGGAAGGGAUGCCAGUAGGGACGAAGCUUCUCCAGGUCAAAGCAGUCGAUGCGGACUGGGGGGCAAAUGGUCAAGUGACAUAUUCUCUCUUAGCAGAAUCAGAGGCUGACAGAAUCACUGAGACAUUCACUAUCGAUAGCAACAGCGGCUGGAUCAGCACACUGAAAGACCUGGACCAUGAGAAGAACCCAACUUUCACCUUCACAGUGGUGGCUUCAGACCUGGGAGAAGCCCUGUCCCUCUCAUCGACCACCUUGAUCUCUGUCACCGUGACGGACAUCAACGACAACGCUCCUGUAUUUGAGCACGAGGUAUACCGUGGAUCUGUGAAAGAGAGUGACUCACCGGGUGAAGUCGUUGCUGUUCUCAGCACGUGGGAUGAGGACACAUCCGAUGUCAACCGUCAAGUUAGCUACCAUAUUACAGGAGGGAACCCCAAAGGGAAGUUUGCUCUCGGCCUGGUCCAAAACGAAUGGAAGGUUUACGUCAAGAGACCACUCGAUCGAGAAGAGCAAGACAUCUAUCUUCUGAACAUUACCGCCACCGAUGGGCUGUUUGUAACUCAGACCGCAGUAGAAGUGAUAGUCACAGAUGUUAAUGACAACAGCCCUGUCUGUGAUCAGGUUACAUACAUGGCAGUGUUCCCCGAAGAUAUCCCACCAAAUAAAGUCAUUCUUAAAUUCGGUGCCAAAGACGCGGACAUUGGAUCCAGCGGUGAAAUUCGGUAUUCGCUGUACGGCCCUGGGAAUAGCAAGUUCUUCUUAGAUCCAGAAACCGGGGAGCUGAAAACUUCAGCUCCACUAGACCGUGAGAAGAUCCCUGUUUACAACCUGAUGGCCAGGGCAACUGAUGGAGGGGGCAGAUUCUGCCAGUCCGAACUUCGUCUCAUCCUGGAGGACGUCAACGAUAAUCCCCCAGCCUUUUCCUCUGAUCAUUACACAGCAUGCGUCUACGAGAACACGGCCACCAAAGCCCUGCUAACAAGAGUCCAAGCCAAUGACCCUGAUGUUGGUGUGAAUAGAAAGAUUGUCUAUUCCCUCGCAGACUCUUCAGAAGGUUUUUUCUCUGUAGACAAGUCCUCAGGAAUCAUCAUUUUGGAACACCCGCUGGACAGAGAACUUCAGCCUUCCUACAACAUCACUGUGAGGGCCUCUGACCAGGGCAUUGUGCAGACCCUGUCCUCAUUCGCCACGGUUACAAUCACAGUCCUAGACAUUAAUGACAACCCUCCGGUGUUUGAAAGAAGAGAUUACCUUGUUACUGUGCCCGAGGACACCUCGCCCAGCGCUGAGAUUCUUUCUGUCUUUGCCACAAGCAAAGACAUUGGCACCAACGCGGAGAUCACCUACCUCAUCCGGUCUGGGAACGAAAAGGCGAAAUUCCGGAUCAAUUCAACAACAGGGUCCAUAUCUGUCGUCGAAGCUGUGGACUAUGAGAUGUGUAAGGAUUUCUACCUCGUUGUGGAAGCCCAAGAUGGGGGCAGCCCAGCGCUGAGUGCGGUGACGACUGUGAAUAUCAACGUGACGGACGUUAAUGACAACGCUCCGAGGUUCAGCCAAGAAGUCUACAGCGCCGUCAUCAGUGAAGAUGCUUCAGUCGGCGAUUCGGUGAUCACACUGAUAGCUGAAGACCUGGACAGUCCUCCCAACGGCCAGAUUCAUUUCUCUAUCAUCAACGGAGAUCGGGACAAUGAAUUUUCAAUUGAUCCCAGCUUAGGACUUAUAAAGGUUAAACGGAGAUUGGACCGAGAACGGGUGUCUGGGUAUUCUUUAGUCAUUCAAGCAAGAGACAGUGGCCUUCCUUCUUUAUCAGCAUCUGUAACGGUUAAUGUCGACAUUUCAGACGUGAACGAUAACAGCCCCAUAUUUACCCCUGCCAACUACACAGCUGUGAUUCAAGAAAACAAACCGGUGGGAACGAGCAUUUUGCAGCUGGUGGUGACAGACAAAGACUCCCUGCACAACGGGCCCCCUUUCACCUUCUCCAUCUUGGCGGGCAACGAAGAGGAGGAGUUCACACUAGACCCACAAGGCGUCUUGCGUUCAGCGGUGGUGUUCAAGCACAUGGUAGCGACCGAAUAUGUGCUCUGUGUUCAGGCAAAGGAUUCUGGGAAGCCUCAGCAGACCUCCCAAACCUACAUCCAGAUCCGAGUGAUUGAAGAAAGCAUCCACAAGCCCACAGCCAUUCCCCUGGAGAUCUUUAUUGUCACUAUGGAAGAUGAUUUCCCAGGUGGUGUGAUCGGGAAGAUUCACGCAACGGACCAGGACAUGUACGACGUUCUCACGUACGGCUUGAAGUCGGAGCAGAAGAGUCUGUUCAAGGUCAACCACCACGACGGAAAGAUCAUCGCCCUCGGAGGGCUGGAUAGCGGGAAGUACGUCCUGAACGUGUCCGUGAGCGACGGGCGGUUCCAGGUGCCCAUGGACGUGACGGUCCACGUCGAGCAGCUAGUGCAGGAGAUGCUGCAGAACACCGUCACCAUCCGCUUCGAGAACGUCUCCCCCGAGGACUUUGUGGGGCUCCACAUGCACGGGUUCAGGCGCACCCUCCGCAACGCCGUCCUCACCCAGAAGCAAGACAGCCUGCACAUCAUCAGCAUCCAGCCCGUGGCCGGCACCGCUCAGCUCGACAUGCUGUUUGCUGUUCAGAUGCACGCCGGCGGUUUCUAUAAGCCGGCCUACUUGAUACAGAAGCUCACCAAUGCGAGGCGACACUUGGAAAACGUGAUCCGCAUCUCGGCCAUCCUGGAAAAGAACUGCUCGGGGAUGGAUUGCCAGGAGCAGCACUGCGAGCAGAGCCUGUCCAUCGAUUCCCAUUCCCUGAUGACCUACAGCACCGCGCGCAUCAGUUUCGUCUGUCCUCGCUUCUACCGAAACGUGCGCUGCUCUUGCGAUGGAGGGUUGUGUCCCGGCUCCAGUGAUCCUUGCACAGACAAGCCCUGCCCGGGUGAUAUGCAGUGCGUGGGCUACGAAAUCAACCGAAGGCCUUUCAUCUGCCAGUGCCCUCCUGGGAAGCUUGGGGAGUGCUCAGGACACACUUCCCUUAGCUUCGCCGGGAACAGUUACAUCAAAUACCGGGUUUCUGAAAAUAGCAAGAAGGAGGAAUUCAAGUUGGCCCUGCGUCUGCGGACUCUGCAGAGCAACGGGAUUAUCAUGUACACUCGAGCAAAUCCCUGUAUAAUUCUGAAGAUCGUGGACGGAAAGCUGUGGUUCCAGUUGGACUGUGGCACCGGCCCGGGCAUCCUGGGGAUUUCCGGCAGGGCCGUCAACGACGGGAGCUGGCACUCGGUCUUCCUUGAGCUGAAUCGGAAUUUCACCAGCCUGUCCCUGGACGACAGCUACGUGGAACGGCGCAAGGCCCCCCUCUACUUCCAGACGCUGAGCACCGACAGCUCGGUAUACUUCGGCGCCCUGGUGCAAGUGGACAAUGUCCGGAGCCUGACAGACAAGAGGCCCACGCAGGUCUUGAGUGGCUUCCAGGGCUGCCUGGAUUCUGUCGUCUUGAACAACAACGAGCUGCCGCUGCAAAACAAGCGCAGCACCUUCGCCGAAGUGGUCGGCCUGACAGAGCUGAAGCUCGGUUGCGUGCUGUAUCCCGACGCCUGCGAGAGGAGCCCCUGCCAGAACGGAGGGACUUGCACAAGUGUGCCAUCUGGUGGUUACCAGUGCAGUUGCCUGUCUCAGUUCACAGGCCGAAACUGCGAGUCAGAGAUCACGGCUUGCUUUCCGAAUCCUUGCCGCAACGGGGGGUCGUGCGAUCCCAUAGGCAGCGCCUUCAUCUGCAGUUGCAAGAACGGGUUGACAGGAGUGACGUGUGAGGAAGAUAUCAAUGAAUGUGAGAGAGAGGAAUGUGAGAAUGGUGGCUCUUGCGUCAAUGUCUUUGGUUCAUUUUUGUGUAACUGCACUCCCGGGUUUGUGGGCCAGCACUGCGGGCUGAGGCCAGUGGUCGUCCCCAACAUCCAGGCCGGACAUUCUUACGUGGGCAAAGAAGAGCUGAUCGGCAUCGCUGUGGUUCUUUUCGUCAUCUUUGUGCUCGUCGUCCUUUUCGUUGUCUUCCGCAAGAAAGUCUUCCGGAAGAACUAUUCCCGUAACAAUAUCACCUUGGUCCAGGAUCCGGCCACUGCCGCACUGCUUCACAAAAGCAACGGGAUUCAGUUCAAAACCAUGAGGAACAGUGGGGAUGGUCGCAACAUCUACCAAGAGGUGGGGCCCCCGCAGGUCCCCGUGAGGCCAAUGGCCUACACCCCUUGCUUUCAAAGUGACUCCAGAAAUAACCUGGACAAGAUCGUGGACGGACUCGGGGUGGAGCAUCAGGAGAUGACAACGUUCCAUCCGGAAUCUCCCCGGAUCCUUACUGCAAGGCGGGGGGUUGUGGUGUGCAGCGUGGCUCCCAAUCUUCCAGCUGUGUCUCCGUGCCGCUCUGAUUGUGACUCCAUCAGGAAGACCUGGGAAAAUGGCACUGAUGGCAAAGGAGUUGAUGACGCGGAAGAAGUCACCUGUUUCUCAGGAAGUAAUAAAGGCAGCAAUUCCGAAGUUCAGUCCCUCAGUUCCUACCAGUCAGACUCCGGCGAUGAUAACGCUUCCAUAGUGACUGUCAUACAGCUUGUCAACAAUGUAGUUGACACUAUAGAAAACGAAGUGACUGGUAUGGAUCAGGGACAGAGCUACAACAGAGCUUAUCACUGGGACACCUCUGACUGGAUGCCGAGCGCUCGCUUAUCUGACAUUGAGGAAGUGCCCAAUUACGAGACAGCAGAUGGUGGCUCGGUGCAUCACGGGAGCACGAGAGAACUGGAAACAGAUUAUUACCUUGGUGGCUACGAUAUUGACAGUGACUACCCACCACCGCACGAGGAGGAGUUUUUAAACCAGGACCAGUUGCCGCCUCCUCUCCCAGAGGACUACCCGGACCAGUACGAAGCGCUUCCCCCCUCGCAGCCGAUCUCCAUGGCCAGCACACUUAGCCCAGAUUGUCGGCGAAGGCCGCAGUUCCACCCGAGCCAGUACCUCCCCCCACAUCAGUUCCCCAAUGAGAUGGACAGUGGUGGGUCUCAGACUGGGAAUGAAUUUAGUACUUUUGGCAUUGGCCCGGGACCAAAUAUGGAAAGUGUUAGUGCAACAAAGAAGCCCUUGUCCUUACACAAUUCCCUGGAUGCAUCGUCGUCUGACGUUUCAGCGGGCUGCGGCUUUGAUGACUCAGAGGUCGCCAUGAGCGACUAUGAAAGCAUCGAAGAGCUCUGUCUGGAUCACCAUCACAUGCACCUUCCCUUUGUGGAGACCCAUCAACAGACUCAAGUGUGA
Gekko japonicus is the source of this 10547-nucleotide messenger RNA. It is a transcript of the gene FAT3, whose product is annotated as FAT atypical cadherin 3. Gene Ontology annotation, biological process: homophilic cell-cell adhesion. NCBI's taxonomy places the organism in Eukaryota, Metazoa, Chordata, Lepidosauria, Squamata, Gekkonidae. The record is from RefSeq and is a predicted model, not a curated record. Gene Ontology annotation, molecular function: cadherin binding; calcium ion binding. Gene Ontology annotation, cellular component: catenin complex; plasma membrane. The annotation marks the transcript as partial. The transcript is spliced from 27 exons.